This is a messenger RNA of Salvelinus fontinalis (brook trout), 2867 nucleotides long. RefSeq names its product ras-related protein Rab-9A. Gene Ontology annotation, molecular function: GTP binding; GTPase activity. Bases 695 to 1300 code for a protein of 201 amino acids. The transcript has 4 exons. Gene Ontology annotation, cellular component: phagocytic vesicle; late endosome; lysosome. Lineage: Eukaryota; Metazoa; Chordata; Actinopteri; Salmoniformes; Salmonidae. Gene Ontology annotation, biological process: Rab protein signal transduction; retrograde transport, endosome to Golgi. The record is from RefSeq and is a predicted model, not a curated record.
CUGGUGGCUCUGUUUCUGUAAGAAUAAGAUGUGGUCUCUGUUGGAGGUUCGAUUGAAUACUGGAGAUAGCUAUAUACUGGCAAAAACUUAGUCAACAGUAUUGUUGUAUUUGUUUAUAAUUCAUUGUAUCAAAAAUAAUCUGCCAUUCAAACUGAGUGAUGUGACUCGAGAACAUUUCGAGACUUCUUAGGUCACAUGAGUGGAAACAGAAGCUAAUGUUAGCCCGCAGACGCACCUAUCAGAUGUUGUUCGAGGGAGAAGCUGCUAGGCUAGCUAACUGCUAUUGAAGACCAUCCUAGGGGGACAGCUACAAAAAAAAGCUAUAAACUAUCACAGUCGUUCAAAACUUGGCAACGGUAAAUGAAUAACUAAGUCCCAUUAUCAGUGUCUUAUGGCUUAGAUAGCUGGCGUAAUCUUUUUCAGCAGGCUUGAUAGCUAGUCAAUAGGAGAAGAAAAUGUGGCAUCUACGUUAGGUAGUAACAACGCUAGCUAAAUCAGCUAGCUGGUUGAAUGUUGACCACGGUUAAGAUAAUGACCGACACGAAACAUAGACACAUGUGACCAAGCAGCUAAUGUCUAUAGCACAUGAUCCUGGCCAGCUGGAGGCUUCAAUAAUUAACGGGUUUCAGAAUAUCUACACUGAGUAAUAAAGGUCCUAUUUUCCAGAGGAAGAGACUACGUUUUGUUAAGAGCCAUGGCCACCAAGUCAUCCCUGCUAAAAGUCAUUCUGCUAGGAGACGGAGGAGUGGGGAAGAGCUCCCUCAUGAACCGCUACGUCACCAACAAGUUUGACACGCACCUCUUCCACACCAUCGGAGUGGAGUUCCUCAACAAGGACCUGGAGGUGGACGGUCGUCUGGUCACCAUGCAGAUCUGGGACACGGCGGGACAGGAGCGUUUCCGCAGCCUCAGGACUCCCUUCUACCGCGGCUCCGACUGCUGCCUGCUCACCUUCAGCGUGGACGACAACCAGAGCUUCCACAACCUGGCCAACUGGAAGAAGGAGUUCAUCUACUAUGCCGAUGUCAAGGAGCCUGAGAAGUUCCCCUUCGUGGUGCUGGGGAACAAGGUGGAUGUGUCGGAACGACAAGUUUCUGCUGAAGAUGCCCAACAGUGGUGUCGGGAAAAUGGCAAUCACCCUUACUAUGAAACCAGUGCCAAGGAUUCCACCAACGUAACCAUAGCCUUUGAGGAGGCAGUGCGGAGAGUGCUGGCCAUGGAGGAGAGGGCAGACCACCUCAUCCCCACGGACACAGUCAACCUCCACAGAAAGCCCCGCUCCAGCACUUCCUGCUGUUGACAACGUGUAGGGGUUACCCAAUGCUUGACUUGGACUGAAAGAGGUGCCAGUAUUCAUUUUGGGUGCCGGUACUGUUUACAUUUAGGUGCAGGAGCUCCACGAUACUUUUGAACUAAUAUUCUAUAAGAGAAACAGGAGCCCAAGCAGUAGAACAUUUUGAGGUGCUGGUACUCCAUUCUGUUGAGCUCCUGCCCAAGUCAAGCACUGGUUAUACAACUUAUAAUGAACUGGAGCUAGGAGGACACACAGGCGUAUUUAUUAACACUCAUGCUCUCAAGUACAGUAAGCAAGCACUGGCUAGUGUCCGUGGAUGAUAUUCCAAUGGGUUUGUUGGUCUUGGGACUCAUUGAAUGUAAAGCGGGUACUGAAGAAGAGUAUUAUUUUUGUCAGAUUCCACCAAGAAAUGCAUUAUAAUUUAAAUCAGUGCAAUCUUUGAAUUAUAUAUAUUGUCUUAAAAUAUCACAUUUAUAUUACGCCAUCAAUGUGGUUGCCAGAAAUACAUUCACAAAGCAUCACUUCCUGUUCAUAUUACACAGCCAGAAAGAAGUUCAUUGUUUUGUAGAAAGGUUUUCUUACACUGUGACUGAAACCAAGGUUGAGAUGAGCGGCCUUACCAGUGAAAGUAUCAUAAUUGAUUCCAUUCAAAACAUAUUGCGGACCAUAUGUGAAUAUAAUCCCACCCAAAUGUGAUACAGUAGAAGCAAGUCACUUUUAAUCAUCAAUUGAGUUUAAAUGGGAUUAGGUAAAAAAAAAAAAAAAAAAAAUCCAAACAUAAUAUAUUAAUAUUUAUUACAACAAAUGUUAAUACAAAGCAGAGUAAUUUAUGCAGUCUUAAUUUGAAAAAGUUGAAGCACUAAUCUAGCAUCACUACUUUAUAGUACAGAGAGAAAUCUAAGCAGAAAUGAAGGUUUAGGAUUUCUUACUCUAUUACUUACUCUUACUUUAUCAUAUAAUAUUAUUGGUGCUGGUAGCUGAAUUUGCUGGCCUUGCGAUAUCUGCACAACAUACCGUAAUGAAUGACUUAUCAUUAUGCAAUGGACACAAUGUUCAACACUUGCACAGGACGAGCUGAAAUUAUAAAUAUGAAAUGAAUAAAGAGUUCUUAUGCUGCAUGACAUUCUGCUCUCUACCAAUAAGUUAGUACAGAACUUUGUUUUUACCAUUACAGAAUUACAGUGUUCUGAUAACUUGGUUUACUGUAAUUAACAGAUGGGUGAUACAUUAUGAACUUGGACAUGGUGGUGGAUAUGAUAAACCAUGUUUAAUGUAUGUACCUGUCCAUUUUUUUUCCUUCUAUGGGCGUCUUAUCUAACAUGUAUUUUCUUUACAUUUAUGGAGAUCAAUUUCAUUUUCUUACCCACUAGUAUAGUUUUAAUACUAAAAUUUGAUUUCAACAAUCAUUGCUUAUUGAUUUUACAGUAUUGUACAUCCUCACAAAAUAAGAGUGCUGAGAACAGUUUUCUUUGCUCAGCUUUUAUAUAAUUUUGCUACAGCAGUGUUGUCCGGAAUGACUGGAAUGCAAGUUGAAUGAAAAAUGCUAUUUGAAUAAAAACAGUCCUUGAAUGAA